Molecule: messenger RNA, 1620 nt
Organism: Amaranthus tricolor (Joseph's coat)
Lineage: Eukaryota; Viridiplantae; Streptophyta; Magnoliopsida; Caryophyllales; Amaranthaceae
Product: calcineurin B-like protein 1
Exons: 9
Coding region: 356-1000 (214 amino acids)
Biological process (GO): calcium-mediated signaling
Molecular function (GO): calcium ion binding; kinase binding
Source: RefSeq, a predicted model, not a curated record
GUUCUACAAUUUCACGAGUCAAAAAUUUUCUCUCUCCAAAAACUAUUUCCAAAGGUUUGUUUAUUCUCGCUCUAAACACAAAUUUACUACCGUCGAUCUUUCCCCGACCUUAAAUCUCUCCUCUUCAUUAGUAAGAAAUAUUUUUGUAAAAAAGAUUACAAAUCCAGAAAAUUAGGGUCGAUAUUACUUCUCUCUCUACUCUUGUUUGUAGCUUUUCGAAAUCGUUUACUCUCAUUUGCCGGCGGUGAUUUCCGGAGGAUUACUUUUUCUUGUUAAGAUGGUUUUACUGGUGAUGUAGUAAACAAAAGAGAGCCUCAGAGCUUGUUCAAGUGGGUGGGUUUCUUUCUCGUAAAGAAUGGGGUGUUUUCAUUCUACUGCAAGUAGUAGGCAAUGUCCUGGACAUGAAGACCCUGUCUUUCUAGCUUCUGAAACUGCUUUUAGUGUUAGUGAAGUUGAAGCCUUGUUCGAAUUGUUCAAAAGCAUAAGCAGCUCUGUGAUAGAUGAUGGGUUGAUAAGCAAGGAGGAAUUUCAAUUAGCUUUAUUCAAGAACAAAAAGAAAGAAAAUUUGUUUGCUAAUCGGAUUUUUGAUUUGUUUGAUGUUAAACGGAAAGGAGUAGUCGACUUUGAUGACUUUGUUAGAGUGUUGAAUGUCUUCCAUCCUAAUGCUUCUCAAGAAGACAAGAUCGACUUCACGUUUAGGCUUUAUGACCUGGAUGGCACAGGGUUCAUUGAGCGCCAUGAGGUCAGACAAAUGUUGAUUGCGAUUUUAUGUGAAUCAGAACUGAAGUUGGCAGAUGAAACGAUUGAAAUUAUACUCGAUAAGACAUUUCAAGAAGCUGAUGUAAAUCAAGAUGGAAAGAUUGAUAGAUCCGAAUGGCAUCAAUUUGUCUCGAAAAACCCUUCGUUAUUGAAAAUAAUGACGCUUCAAUACCUCAGGGAUAUCACGACAACAUUCCCGAGUUUUGUCUUCCAUUCGGAAGUUGAUGAAAUUGCCACUUAAGAAGCUGAUAAAGCCGUUAGCAGCCCUAUUAUGUUCAAUAAUGGGGGCGGAAUUUGCACAUAUAGCUAGUUAUCCCCUUAUUUUUUCCCUGCCUAGACUAAUGUUUUCCCAAACCAUUGAGAAGAGUUGAGAUGUUCUGAAACGUAGCCAGUCGAUAUGUUUUUUACCGUUAGUAAGUCGAUUAUGUGCUCUGGAAUACAAGUUUUAGUUUCUCAGAUUUCAAGGAAGAAAAACAACUAUUCUAUCUCAAAACAAAACAAAAAAGAAUUCAAUGAAGAGCAAAUUUUUUUCUAUCAUUUGCAUUUCAGAAUUUAUUUGGUCUUUGAUACGAAUAUAUUUGUACUGUAAUUAAGUGAUCGUUUGCGAUUAAGGCUAUCGGUUUGUCGAAUUAGUAUAUUCAUGUUUACUUACCAGCGAGAAUAAUCAGGCCGGUUUAAUUCUUUGAAUUUUUGUAUUGAGCUGAAUUCACCAAUUCCAUUGGGGCAGCAAGUAAAUGAUGCAGUUGUGCAUACUGGGUACACAAUUGAUAUGCUCCUAUUACUAGUAGUACUCUUAUUGUAUACUGAAACUUGGUAAAUAUUCAUUGCAAUAGUAAAGUCAUAAUGAUACACUUUUGUGUA